Molecule: messenger RNA, 207 nt
Organism: Torulaspora delbrueckii
Lineage: Eukaryota; Fungi; Ascomycota; Saccharomycetes; Saccharomycetales; Saccharomycetaceae
Gene: CMC4
Product: Cmc4p
Exons: 1
Coding region: 1-207 (68 amino acids)
Cellular component (GO): mitochondrial intermembrane space
Source: RefSeq, a predicted model, not a curated record
AUGUCCGAUCCUUGCAAGCCUGAAGCCUGUGCGAUUCAAAACUGCCUCAUUUCAAGUGACUACAAGGAGUCAAAGUGUCAAGAUCUUGUUGACCAAUUGUACCGUUGUUGUGAUAAAUUUUACAAGGAAGACGGCAAGGAGAAUAAGUCUCCUUGUUGUCCCAAACCUGAUCUGCUAGCGCUCAAGAUGAAACAGCGCGGUUUAUAG